ACUUCCGUGGUGUUGCGAUGAUCGCGCCUACGAUGCGUUGUCCGUCCGAAUGGUGAUGGCAGAAGCUUUUGAUGGGUGCCAGUACUCAGUGGAAGUGAAGAGCAGGUUUUCCCUGUUCUUGAACGAAGACCUCAGUAAUACGGACCCGGAUAUAUUGUUACGAGAGUCUUUGAAACAACGAGCGGAGCGCAAAAAGAAGGCAAAGACCAGUCAUGUCGAGAAUGGGUUGACGGAAGUGAAGAAAACCGAUGCACUGAACGAGCCUAAGGAGCAACAGAAUGAAGUGAUUGCUACUGAGCCUCCUUGCGUCCCGAAGAUUUCCGCUAGCCUAAACCAGCCAUUGGAAACGCAAGAGGAGGAACAUCGCAAUCCGAAGGAUGCGGAGGCUAGCUUCCCACCGCCAUUUCGAGGGCGUGGUGCCCCGCGUGGCUUCAACCGUGGUUUCAGAGGUCGAUAUUCUGCUACGCGUCCGUUAGCACCUGAUAACUCCGAGCCAGCCGGUGACAUGCUACCGCAGAAUGACAUCUGCAGGCCAGUCGGACGUGCUCGAGGUAGACCGCGAGGAAUAUUCUCCAGGGGACGUGGUAUGCAGUACACAGAUUACCGCGAGCAGGGGCGUUUAAACGGACCCGAUCAUCCUAGUCAGAGGUCUCCAUUCAGGCGCGACGCUUACGAGCAAUCAGAUGCACUGGGCGAUUGUGUUACCACUGAUGCCGUUCCUGAAAACGGGGAUGCAGAGCAUAUUGUAGCGGAGCAGUCUGUCGCCGACCAAGCGGACUCAACUGCUAACGGUGAACUUGAGGUAGAUGUAGAAGAGCCCAAGUGUUACACUCUGGAGGAAUACAAAGCCCUGCGCCUCGCCAACAAGCCGACGAUAACUCUGGCUUCCAAAGAAGGGCGAAAGCCAAACGAUGGCAAGGACGUGUUUGCUAAUAUGGUUGCACACCGUAAAGCAACUGAUGCAUCUGAGGAAAGCACAGAAGAAAUCGAGACAAAGCAUGAGGUAAGGAAGUGCUCUCAUCCUUCUACCACUACUCUCUCUAGGAAGAGCAACACUUCGAAAUAAAUGUGUCGUUUAUGGACAGGCACCUUGAUCGAGGUAGAGGUCGUGGAUUCGGUGGUCGUGGUUUUGAACGCGGACGCGGCUUCGGUCCUCGAGGCGUCGGAAGGCCCAGGGGUUUCCGAGGCGAUAUUCGAGGCCGUGGGUUCACCAGAACUGCCCCUCCGGAGGGACACGCACCCCCUCCAGUUAUCUACAGUGAUAAGGACUUUCCGUCUCUGAAAUGAUCAAUCUGUUGCAGUUUUACCAUGUUCACAGACUAAACGUUCCACCUUACUGGGUUGCUGCUUAAAGGCUUUUAGUUUAGCCUUGAUUGCUUAUCCCAUUCACUCCUGGCUAUACAAUCGACCUCUCGGUGCCGCAGUUCGUCAGAUCUGUAUUUACAGCUGCAUUGACCGUUGUGCGAUUGUCUAGCUUUGUACAUGAAUAAACGUCGUUCCAUAAAGUUACUCGUUUUUGCGUCAUGAACCUAAACGCGUUCUAACUUCGUUACAAUUGUUUUCAUAUUGCGUGUUUAGCCGCCUCAUGUUUUGGCUGAUGAAGCACACCGUUCAUAUGACGUAGUUUACUGACCAGUUAAUCCUUUUCCUGGUUUUAAGCUUGUUUCUUUGUCUAGGAUGCUGCCUCAACCUACCGUCGCGUCCAGAGGAGCG
Molecule: messenger RNA, 1713 nt
Organism: Dicrocoelium dendriticum
Lineage: Eukaryota; Metazoa; Platyhelminthes; Trematoda; Plagiorchiida; Dicrocoeliidae
Source: the annotation of a GenBank genome assembly